CCCAAAACUAGGAAGAAUUAUCACUUUCUUGCAUUAUUCUUUUUUCCUCCUCCAUCUCUUAUUCUCAAUUUCCCCAAUCUGAAACCCAGAAUCUUUGAAUCAAAUAUGAAACCCAGAAUUGUUGAUCUCAGCCAUCCAUUUUCAUUGGUGAUGACGACUCCGCAAGCACACGGAAUUCGAUUUUCUUCCUAGAGAACUAUGACGGUUUAGGGACAUUAAUGUUCUACGAGAAAGGAAUCAAGCGCGUUGCAUGAUUAUUCAUAGAUUGUUUGAUUAACAUAUGGUGUUACCACAAUUCAUAUUCAAUUGAGCGGGUCAUGUGGAAUGGAUUAUGAGGUUGGACACAAAUUUGUUUAUAGGGGGAAGAAAUUUGGUUUUUUUAUUUUUGGCUGGAGUUCUAAAUUCAUUUCGCGGAUCAGAUGAUUAACAUUGGUUGUUUUGAUUUUUAAACUUCAUUGUUGGGAAUUUAUUAAAAAAGAACUUCAAUGGUGGGAGAGAGAUUGUAAAUAAGGGAAGGCAUAAUGGAUCCUCUCUCUCACGAGCUCAAUUUAUAGAGGAUUGAGACCUCUUAUCAUUAAGCUGAAUGAGAUCGCAAUGAAUGGUUUGUCAAAAAUGGAUUUUUCCACACAGUGGUUGCAACAACAACAACACGAGUUGACAUCUAGGUUUGGUGGUAAUGGUGGAGGUAGAGAGGCACAUAACAUAUCUAUGCAAACAGGGGAAGAGUUUCUCCAAGACAGAUUCAAUACCAGAGGGACACGUCCUGUUCCAAACGCGACUACUAUUUAUGACAGGAGAGCUUCAUCUGAUGGCGACUUAAAUUACAAUCUGGGUUAUGAGGAUGUUGCUCGUGUUAUUACUUUGAAGAGAAUGGACUCUAAUGUUUCCGCUUCUUCAAUGGAGUCCCCAAAGGAGAACGAGCAUUCAUGCUUUUAUGAUAAGAUGACUUGGAUUAGUGCAGAGGACAACAUGAAUAAUGUACAUAGAUCAAGGAAUUCUUUGGGUGAGCUGAACAAUGAUCGAGGUCUUGCUUUGGGUUCAACCUUUUACGGGUUGGAAUCUCCUCGCGGUGACAACACAAAUAUUUCAGAUAGACUACUUCAGGCAGGAAAAAUGAAACUUCUAUGUAGUUCUGGUGGAAAAAUCUUGCCAAGGCCUGGGGAUGGGAAGCUCAGGUAUGUGGGUGGAGAGACCCGCAUCAUUUCCAUUAGUAAGAGUCAGUCAUGGAUUGAACUUGUGAGGAAAACUUCUUAUAUUUGCAGUCAACCACACUAUAUUAAGUACCAGCUUCCGGGGGAAGAUCUUGAUGCUCUUAUAUCAGUGUCUUCCGAUGAAGACCUUCAGAAUAUGAUUGAGGAACACUACGGGCUUGAAAAUCUUGGUGCUUCUCCAAGGCUUCGUAUCUUUCUGAUUCCAAUGGGUGAAGUUGAAAACUUGUCAUCUUUUGAGGUCACUAAAACAUCCAUCCAACAAAGCAGUCCUGAUUACCAUUAUGUGGCAGCCGUGAAUGGCAUUAGUGACCCUAGUCCUAGGAAAAUCCCCACUGACAGGUCUUCUGCAAGUGCACUACCAAUAAGGUUCAGUCGUAACCCAAGUUUUUCCAAGCGUGCUCCACCUUCCAUGAUGCCUUUGGAAAUCAAUGGCGGUCUUGCUUCUUUUCAGAAUAUGAUGUCCCCAUAUCCUUCUCCUCCUAUCUCUCCCGUUCCUUUGUUUGCAGACGAAAGCAAUACUUCUUUCAUGACAACUCCAUUACCAACAGAGAGUGCUGGCCUCAACACAAAGUUUCACCACCAACUCCAUAAUCAAUACCACAACUUUCAUCUCAACAACGAGCUUGGUGGCCCUUCUGGUAGUUUGAAUUUUGAUGGUUGCUACCCUGAAAAGCCUAUGCAGAGGGGACGCCAUUUCCACUCUGAAUGUCCUAUUUCCCACCUAGAAGACUUGAGAGGUGUAUUGACUGGGUCCGCUGACUUUUUUGAUCCUCCACAAGGCAUUCCCCAUGCAUUUUCUGAUUCCAAACUUCAGGAUCGUGGGGAAAUGUCUGCUUAUUAUUCAAAAGAAAUGGUAUGCGAAGCACGUCAUGCAAGUGUCAAGAUUGUGGAUGACAGAUAUCAGUUCAACCUCUUGAAAGUCAAAGAGAUAAGUGCAAUAGUGAGCAUCCACAUAUAA
Linum tenue is the source of this 2169-nucleotide messenger RNA. The record is from the annotation of a GenBank genome assembly. Lineage: Eukaryota; Viridiplantae; Streptophyta; Magnoliopsida; Malpighiales; Linaceae.